Molecule: messenger RNA, 804 nt
Organism: Eremothecium cymbalariae DBVPG#7215
Lineage: Eukaryota; Fungi; Ascomycota; Saccharomycetes; Saccharomycetales; Saccharomycetaceae
Gene: BUD23
Product: 18S rRNA (guanine1575-N7)-methyltransferase
Exons: 1
Coding region: 1-804 (267 amino acids)
Biological process (GO): rRNA (guanine-N7)-methylation
Cellular component (GO): nucleolus
Molecular function (GO): rRNA (guanine) methyltransferase activity
Source: RefSeq, a predicted model, not a curated record
AUGUCACGUCCUGAGGAGCUAGCGCCACCGGAGGUGUUUUACAAUGAUAGCGAGUCUUUGAAGUAUACCUCAUCGACGAGAAUACAGCAUAUACAGGCGAAGAUGACUCUGCGUGCGUUGGAGCUUCUUAAUUUGCAAGGGACGUCGUAUGUCCUCGAUGUUGGAUGUGGUUCUGGGCUGAGUGGGGAGAUACUGAGUGAGGAGGGUCAUAUUUGGUGUGGGAUGGAUAUUUCGCCAAGCAUGUUGGCGACUGCGUUGACCCGGGAGACGGAGGGGGACUUGAUGUUACAGGAUAUUGGGCAGGGGGUUCCCUUCAGGGCGGGCACGUUCGAUGCAGCGAUCAGUAUUUCAGCGCUGCAGUGGCUCUGCAAUGCGGACACGUCUUAUAACGAUCCGAAACGACGGCUAAUGAGGUUUUUCAACACUUUGUUUGCGGCGUUGAAGAAAGGAGGCAAGUUUGUAGCGCAGUUCUAUCCCAAAAACGAUGAGCAGGUGGAGCAGAUCGUCCAGUCAGCCAAGGUAGCAGGGUUUGGUGGCGGUGUUGUGAUUGAUGAUGCAGAAUCCAAGAAGAACAGGAAGUAUUAUCUGGUCUUGAGCUCUGGAUCUUCGCGGGAUGAAAAGCAGGUGAACUUAGAAGGUGUCAAGAUGGAUGCUGAGUUAUUGCAUCACAAAACCGCCAGGAAGAACAAACUAGAGUCGCGGAAGGAUUAUAUCUUACGAAAGAAGGAUUUAAUGAAAAAGAGGGGCAGAAAAGUUGCCAAGGAUUCCAAAUUCACGGGCAGAAAGAGACGAACCAGGUUUUAG